Malaya genurostris is the source of this 2030-nucleotide messenger RNA. RefSeq lists its product as uncharacterized. Gene Ontology annotation, molecular function: nucleic acid binding; zinc ion binding. The transcript has 2 exons. The coding region runs from base 679 to 1236 and encodes 185 amino acids. Lineage: Eukaryota; Metazoa; Arthropoda; Insecta; Diptera; Culicidae. The record is from RefSeq and is a predicted model, not a curated record.
ACAGUGAAAAUAAUUUUUCAGUGCAAUUUCGAUUUUAAAUUUAUUAUUCAUUGAUUUUUAUAUUUUUUCCGCAUAUAUAUAAAUAUUUACUUAUUUCGGUUAUAUUGGAAGUUAUUUCAUUAAUUUUAUUGUGUAUCUCGGGAAAAAUAAUAUAAUUAUUCUACGUAUAUAUUUUUUUGAAUUUAAAAUUAUAUAUUUUGAAAGUUUAAAUGGCACAAAUGAGCAUUACGAUCGAACCUUUCCGUAAAGGAUGUUCUUUUACGGAAUGGGCGGAACGUUUGGAUUAUUUUUUCAUAGUAAACAAAGUUCCGGAGGGCGACAGAAAAGCUCAUUUUAUUGCUUUAUCGGGGCCAGCAGUAUAUAGUGAAUUAAAGCUGAUGUACCCUAAUGGAAAUUUGAACGAUGCAACCUUUGCUGAAAUAAUUACGAAAUUAAAGGCGCGUUUUGAUAAAACGGAGUCGGAUCUUAUACAACGACUAAAAUUUAACAACAGAUCUCAGCAGCCAAAUGAAUCUUUGGAGGAUUUUGUGCUUGCUUUAAAGCUACAGGCUGAAUUUUGCGCUUUUGGCAACUUCAAAGAAGCUGCUAUUAUAGACCGUAUAAUCUCAGGUGUUCGGGACAACGGUCUACGGAAAAAAUUAAUUGGAAGCAACCGAAAGAUUUCUGACGACUUGGGAGAUGGCGGAGACAAACGCCAAGAAUUUUGUGGUAAAUGCACCUGUCGGUGAAGAACGAAUUGCAUCUCACAAUACGGCAUUUAAAGGUGGUUCGCAAUUUAACAAAUUAAAACAUAUAUAUGAAUUGGCUAUGAAACAGAACCCUUCUGUUGAGCGAAGAUAUGAAUCCCCGAGAAGUAAUGUAAAAAGCAGGUUAGGAUACAACUAUAAAAACAAAUUUCCCUAUUAUAAAGACGAUCGUUUCAAGCCUACGGAAUGGCGUGAUAGCAGGGAAAGAAGCAAACCUGACUAUUCACAAAUGACCUGUGAUUAUUGUGGUGUCAAAGGGCACAUCAAGCGGAAAUGCUUCAGGUUAAAAAAUUCACAGCGUAAUAUGGUCAAAUUUGUAGAUGAAUAUGAGCAAGCAGGACCCAGUCAAGUAUCCAACUUAAAUAAAAUAUUUAGCAGGAUGCGAGCGGACGAUUCGGAGAGCGAUGAGGAAGAUCGCGACACAGGUUGCAAUUGGAAAAGCAACAAUAAUGGCUCACCGAACGCAGCUAAAAGUAGCAGGCAAAAGUAACAACACCAGGCCAAAUGUGUUGGUGUCCUUGGGACUCCCAACGGAGGAAAAGAGAGCAGACAGCGACGAUGAGCAGUUUUACGGAUUACCUGAGGAAGAGAUGACUUCAACCAGGAAAAGGAAACGAGAAUUGAGGGAGACGGCUAAGGUCGAACUAAGACGCUCGAAGCGACGAAGAACGGCAAGGGGCGAGAGUGAAUUUUUAUAUAGCUAAGUUAUUAUUACACCAAAAAUGUUCUAAAUUAGGGGCUUUGGCCUUUUCGAAUUGUUUUAGAAAUAUCAGUAGAUAGAUUUUGUUAUUUCGUUCGAAACUCUGAAUUUAUAGUUUAUUAAAUGAACUUCCAAAAGGGGAAGAGCUGUAAUGUAUAACUGAAAGUGUUAUUUUACUCAGUGCAUUUUAGAGCACUUUCGAUAUAAAGAAGAGAGAAGAAACAGAGAAGAAUAAACGUAAAUAGGAAGCUGGACCAGGGAUGUCAGGUUCACAGAUUAAUCUGUGUUUCACAGAUUUUGAGUUUUGUGCACAGAUUUUAAAACUGACACAGAUUUUCACAGAUUUCUGAAAAUGAUCACAGCUUUUCACAGAUUCUUGAAUAAAUUCAGUAUAGCUCCAAAAAGUACAGAGCGUGUUGGUAGCGACACUUUUUUUUUGCUCACUAAAUUUGAUUUUGAACUGCUAUUGGAGUACGGAAAACGAUCACAGAUUUUCACAGACAGGUUUUGGGUUCGAUCACAGAUUUUAGAAAAAAUGACCUGGCAUCUCUGAGCUGGACUUCACUUCAGUUUCAAACCUAAAA